Molecule: messenger RNA, 3574 nt
Organism: Stegostoma tigrinum
Lineage: Eukaryota; Metazoa; Chordata; Chondrichthyes; Orectolobiformes; Stegostomatidae
Gene: polr2m
Product: RNA polymerase II subunit M
Exons: 4
Coding region: 833-2041 (402 amino acids)
Biological process (GO): intracellular signal transduction; transcription elongation by RNA polymerase II
Cellular component (GO): intracellular anatomical structure; nucleus
Molecular function (GO): transcription elongation factor activity
Source: RefSeq, a predicted model, not a curated record
GUAUUGAUUCAUGUUUGUAGGCGUCCCCUAAUGUGUCAAUGUUUCCUGGGUUUAUGAGCAGACUGCCUUGUGAGAAAUUUCAUGGUUAAAUCCUAGGUAAAAGAAAAUGUUUUACAUUAUUAACAUCCCUGCUUUAUUAGGGUAAUUAAGGGCAGAGAGGUGGAAUGAUCUUUGGAGUAUAUUCAGGAAAAUGUUCUUGAUCAGUCUGGUUUUGGCUCAACAAGGAAGGAGGGGCUUGAUAGCAUGCCACAUAAUGGACUUGCAAGCACAUUAAGGCGUAAGGAAAAUUUAUCAGUAUGGUUCCAGGAAUUAGGAAUCCAGUGACAUGGAUAAACGGGAUCUAGCAUCAUUUUCAAAAGGAGAGAAGUUUGAUAAGCAAUUUAGUAGAGGUAUUUCAAAAUUAUGAUGGAUGUGGGCAGAAUAAAUCGAAAUAAACAGCUUCAGUUAGCAGAAGGAUUAAAAUUUUCAAAACAAUGAUUUAAGUGAUUGAUAUAGAAAGCAGUGCUGAUGUAAGGGUAAAACGUUUUUAUGCAGUGAAUAGUUAGGACCUGGAGUGUACUGUGUUGGAGGCAGAUUCAGUUUUUUUUCUAUUCAUUCAUGGGAUGUGGUAUUGCUGGCUAGGCUAGCAUUUAUUACCCAUCCCUAAUUGCCUAGAGGGCAGUUAAGAGUGAAGUACAGUGCUGUAGGUCUGGAUUCACAUGUCAACCAGACCAGAUAAGAUUGGCAGUUUUCUUCCCUAAAGCAUAUUCGUGAACCAGAAGGUGUUUCCCUGACAGUUGGCGACGGUUAGUUACUUACAAAUUUUUAUUAAAUUCAGAUUCCAUCAUCUGCCAUGGCAGGAUUCAAACGUGGGUCCCCAGAACAUUACCAAGGCCUGGAGACGAAUAGUCUAGCAAUAAUAUCGGUAGGCCAUCACCUCCCUUUUGUGACUUGCAAAAGGAAAUUGGACAUACAUUUGAUGAGCGAAAACCUGUACAGCUGCAGGAAGUUUAUCCAGAGCCUGCCAGACAAAGGUAAACGAAUCGCUGAGUUUAUAAAAAAACUAGAAGCAGCAAUUUCUCAGCAUGAAGAAGUGGAGCGAGCAGCUGAAGUGCUUUCAGCUUUUAAACUGGAGUUUCAAAACAAGCAACAGGUGAUAACGCCUGACACGGAAAUUCUCAAUCUCAGGACGGCAUCCCCAACUCUAACACCAGGGCAAGAAGUUGGAAACAAAUUGAAGGAUUGUAAUGAAGCUGAGAAAUGUGAAUAUGUUUUGAGAAAAGGUGAUGGUGACAAAUUAAAUCAGGAGAGACAUGCAUUAUUUGACAAAGACCAUGCACCACCAGGAAGUUUCACAGCUAAGAGUGCUACAAGAACUGAGAACUGUCAGGAUUCUGUGUUGGACAACCAGAAGACCAUGUAUAUACAGCAGGAAAGAAACAAUUCCGUCCAUCUACGUGACAUGGCAAAUGACCUGGAAGCAGAUCUUGUCAAUAGAGCUGACUUGCUUAGUGACAGGCUUGACAAAGUUACUUUGACAGAUAAUGGGCCCAGAAAAUUACCCCAUAAAAUCCAUGAUGAUCUAACUUUAAACAAUAAUGUCAAAUUUAAUGACAAUCCAUUUCAACCUCUGCACCCAGAAAAGAAAAGACCUCAUUAUAUUGACAUACUAGAGCACAGGGCCAAGAAUCCAAUGAUGAAAAGAGUACAAUUCAAAACUAACCACCCGAUACAGGAAUCACCUGGCAGAUUGGCACUAAAACUGUCUCCAGCAGAGCGAAGAUUAAGGGACCAGAAACAUCUGGAUGAUGUCACAGCUGCUAGACUGCCCCCACUUUACCAUUCUCCUGCUCAACUACUGUCUGUAGAAGAGUCUAGAGAACUACAAAUAUCACAGAAGCAAAAGUAUGAGUCUGCACAGGCCAAGUUAGCUGCAGAAAAACUAACACAAAGAUUGAAUGUUAAAAUGAUGAACUUUGAUCCGGAAGGUGCAUCUGCUACAGCUUUUCGAGAAUAUAGGGAUCGAGGAGACAGCAAUUCUUCAGAAGAAGAUUUGAGCUGACAAGCAUCCCUCCAAUAAUGAAAAAUCAAAAGUUGUGCCUAGUGGUGGCAAUUGAGAGGCUGUAAACAAGCCGUUCUAUCUAUGCAAAAAUUCUAUUGCAGCAUGUAACAUAUUUUUCAUACAUAGGUUUACAGAGGCUAACGCUGGUCCUUUUAUUCUUGACAUUAUAAGUAAAUUAUACCAUUUGUACAUUGUGUAAAUUGUAUAGAUGAGAAACCUUGUGCAGCAUGGAAGGCGAGCGAUUGUUCACUUUGCACCAAUAUUGUCUGUUUCACUUUUUUAAUACUAUUGCUGCACUGCAGAUUUUAUUAAUUCAAAGAAUAAACUAUUUGCAUAUUAUACAACAAAGUAAAAUUAAAGUCAAAAAUAUUGGUCAUUUAAAAGUGAAUAGAUGAGUGAGCUGUUUUAAUUUGUGGUUUAAAAAGUUAUGAAGAAAGAUAAAGUUGUCAUUUAUUUCUGUCACUGGCUAUUGGUAAUACAUUGUGUCACUAAAGCAAUAUUGUCUUAAAAAAAUGGGGAUAAUAAGUUGCAACAUAAGGCAUAUUUUCCUAGGUGCUUAAUGGUCUGGCCUAUUACAUUGUGCUGAGUUAUUUUUGCUGCAAUUUAGCUAGAAUUAGUAUAAUUAACACAAAAUAUUGAAGAAUUUUAAAUGCAAUUUUGAGUUCAACACAGUUCUAGAUUCUGUGAUCAUUUGGACUAAUUUUAAAAAUAUACUUGUAUAAUUAGGUCUUACCCAUAGUGCAACGAUACUGAAUCCAUGUUUCUUCUCACUGUGUGUAGGCUUUUCUGGUAGGCCUUUGAAGUGAACUUAAGUUUAUUUUGGUGCAAAAUAUCUUCCUUCAUUCCCCCCCCCGCAAACAAAUUAUUAUUCUCUGUCUUGAAUAAACUUAAUGGUUAAACAUUCACUGAUCCAAGAUUCAGAAAAAAACACCUUUUGAGUGAAAACUUUUUUUUAACCUCACUUUUGUUGUAAGUGGGCAAUCCCUUAUUCUGAAACAAUGGCCUGUAGUUCUCAGCUCCCCAGUCAGAAGAAAUUUUCAAGGCAUUCACAUUAUCAAUCCUCUUAACAGUUAUGCAUUUCUGUGAGACCACCUCUUACUUUUCCAUGUUAUUUAUUUAUGCAUGUUAAAUGCUACGUAGUAUUAGAUAUGCAGAUUAGUUUGAGCAGAACUCAUGGGAAAACAUUUUCAAAAUGGAUGCAGAGUUGUGCUAGAAACAGUAAUUAUGCUUAAGGCAGAAACUGUGCCCCAGUAUCUGUCCAACCCAUAUCAUUGUAUGGCAUCAAAGAAUUUGAGAUUUAAAACAAGUGUUAUUUACAGCCUUGUUUAUGAUCCUCCAUUUAAAUCACUUUGGGAGCCAGUUGAAAUGAGACUUGACUAUACAAUGUAAAUUUAAUCGAGAAGAUUGGAAGGAAAUUUAUUUUGACAUUGUCUUGUUCCAUCUACGUUAUUUGUGGCCCUAAAGUUUUUUUUCUACUUAAACCAAGCAAGUCCAUAACCUUAGAUAACAAAGUGUGGAGCUGGAUGAGCACAG